UGUUGGACUGUGGCCAUGAGAGGAGUGUUGUGCCGCCGCCUGUGAUUUACAGUGAUUCGCUCCACUUCGCAGAGUUUUUUUAGAUGCUCGAAUCAUGUUUAUUGGAUUCGACCACCUGCGAGUGGUGUUGCUAUGUACGAUCCUAGCCAACGUCUGCGGGCGGGAGGCGGAUAAUGCUCAAACGAAAGGUGGACGUAGGGACGCAGCGCGAGAGUUCAGCAGCCACACCAUAACCAAGCCACACCUCAGCCACACCAGAAGCAAGCGCCACGUCUCUACCACCGCUCGGGAGGAUGGUCACAUUCAUGACGUCACUCUAGGGAUCAACAUGGGAGAUGAAGAUGUAUUAGUAGAUUUACAGUUAAACAGAGAUUUGUUACCGAAAGAUUAUUUUGAAAAGUAUUAUCACAAUGGUUCGCAAUAUGUGCACCGCCCAGAUUCAGAGAUGGCUGGUAUGUGUCAUUAUCAGGGAGCAAUUCGCGGUCGUCCAGGGUCAUGGGCAGCGCUCUCCACCUGCCAUGGUAUCAGUGGUGUUGUGUUUGAUGGCCAAGAAAUGCACUAUGUGGAACGGGUACCAGACACUCCCGUGGCCGUAGACAGUCCACAUUAUGUCUUCAAGCACUCCAAUAUCAUCCCGCAGAACUUUUCCUGCGGUUACUCAGGGAAACCUCACCCAGUUCGGGACCUGUUUCAUGACGAGACCUUCACCAGAUUGCUCAGAUAUAAGCGCAGUAGCAGCAGUAGUAGCAGCAGCAGUAGUAGCAGCAGCGACAGCAGCAGCAGUAGUAACAACAACAAUAUACGGGGUCCAUUCAAUGCAAAUCCAUUAUCAAGAUACGUGGAGUUGGUUCUGGUUGCAGAUAAAACGGAAUAUGAAAAACACGGCCAUGAAGUGGCAAAACUUUAUCAUCGAUGCAAAGACAUUGCCAACAUAGUAAAUGCUUUAUAUCACCCACUCAACAUUUUUAUUGCACUUGUUGGGGUUGAGGUGUGGAAAGAUGAAGACCAAGUAGAAAUAUCAACAGAUGGAGACAAAACACUAACCAACUUUCUUAAUUAUAGAAAAGUGAGACUUAUUAGAGAUCAUCCAAAUGACAAUGCCCAGUUGCUCACAGGAAAGCAGUUUGAUGCUGGUGUAGUUGGCAAGGCCUUAAAAGGCCCAAUAUGUACCUAUCAGUAUUCUGGAGGUGUGAAUAUGGAUCACAGUGACACAGUGGGUUUGGUAGCCACCACAGUAGCUCAUGAAAUGGGACACAAUUUUGGCAUGGAACAUGAUAAUGAAGAAGAGUGUGAAUGCCCUGAUAAAAGAUGUAUCAUGGCCCCUUCUUCUGGGUCAAAGAGUCCAACGCACUGGAGUUCUUGCAGCUAUGAGUAUCUUGCCCUAUCUUUUGAACGUUCAAUGGAUUACUGCCUUCGUAACAAACCAACGAGUCUGUUUGACUCGCCUGUCUGUGGUAAUGGGUUUGUAGAGCCUGGGGAACAAUGUGACUGUGGCCUCCCAGACUACUGCACUAAUUCCUGCUGCAAUGCCUCAACUUGUAUGCUGUACCCCAAUGCCACUUGUGCAACAGGACACUGCUGUGAUCUACAGACUUGCCGACCAAGGUUAGCUGGUGUACAAUGCCGUCCAUCCGUCCAUGAGUGUGAUCUUCCAGAGUUCUGUACAGGCGACUCCGAGUACUGCCCAGAUAAUGUGUUUAAGGCAGAUGGUCAUGAGUGCUUAGCAGGACAGGCCUUCUGUCAUUCGGGGAUGUGUCGCACACAUGGUGAACAGUGUAAACUUCUCUGGGGUCCCACUGGUCAGAGCUCUGAUGAUCGUUGUUACAUGAUGAACACUCAGGGCAGCCAUAAUGGAAAUUGUGGCUACAAUUGGGUUAAUGAUACCUAUUACAAAUGCAGCAAUGAUGAUGUGAAAUGUGGAAUGUUGCACUGUAUGCACCUGAAUGAGCGGCUGGAAUUCGGAAUGGAAAGUGUGAGCAAGGUGUCUCACAGUUUCCUCAAGAGUAAAAAAGGUGUCAUCCCAUGCCGAGUAGCCCUGGUAGAUAUGGGGCUGGAUAUGGUGGAUCCUGGCCUAGCACCUGAUGGAGCCAAGUGUGGUCGAGGCAAGAUGUGCGUGAAUCAACGGUGUAUGCCAGUGGCCAACUUGAAGAUAUCCGCCUGUAACUGUCAUGGCAAUGGUGUGUGCAACAACAAUGGCCACUGUCACUGUGCAGUAGGGUUUGCACCACCAGACUGCCUCUAUCCUGGUUUGGGAGGCUCAGAAGACAGUGGGCCUGCAUCAAACCCACAUGCAACCAACACAUUCAUAGUUGGAAUGUUUGUGUUCUUCCUAGGGAUUGUGCCUGCAGUGUUGGUGGUGUUGUGUCUGGUGUAUUAUGCACGUGGCAACCUUAAACUCUGGUGGAAGACAAAAGGCAGACCUGCUACUUCCAAGUUGCCACAUGUGGACCCGGGGAAACGAACGAUUCGUCCUCCAGGCUUGCUGUGCGUGGAAGUUGGAGGAGUGGGCAGGCUAGUAGACAACACGAGAGGGGCAGUAACCACUCCCCGCUCCCCAACACCACCAUCAUCGCAGGGAUCCAAGAGCAAUAGCCCACUACUAAAUGGGCAUGCAAAUUCCAUCACAGCUGGAGGCUUGGCAAACAAACCACUCACAUUUUCUGGUAGUUUCUUUGGAAAAAGUGAAGGCUUUACAAAACCAGUAUCUUCUUUAAAAGAGAAAUCACCACCAAGUUCAAAGAAUAGUGGAGGAUUGGUACCACCUAUUCCACCACCACCUGUUACUGCCAUACCUGCAUCUGCUAGUGUGCCGUCUAUCACUACAGGCGUAAUUAUCACAAGUGCUUCCAAUGGACUUCCAAACAGUCCUUUAGUAACUGGGUGGCAAAAUAAAACUACCAGUCAACCAGGUCAGAUAGGAGUGGCAAGUAUUGCAGCAAGUGAGGGGGCUGGAAUUAAAAUGAGUAUCAGUGGCCCUAGUUUACAGGGCUCUACUAAUCCAGCAAUUGCAUCCCAUAUACCGAAGUCUGUAUUACCAAAUAGGGUGGCUCCACCACCACCACCAGGAGUAACUGCAACAGGAAACCCACAAAAAGCGACUACAUGCUUACCCCCUGUUGCUAUUAUUACACCAUAUCGCAAGGUUCCUAGUCUGGUAACCAGGCCACUAUCGGUACCAGAUGCAUCCAUACUUAUUUCACAGACAUGUAAGCCGGUAGAAAAUCAGGACGAAAAUUGUGAAAUAAAGCGGCAAGAAGGAGAUAAGCAGUCAGCAGUUGCUAGAAUUGCUUCUUUUCUUACUAAAAAGGAUAAACAGGGAGUGGAAAUUAAUGAGACAGAUUUUGAAGCAGGACGUUCAAAUACUCUGCCAAGAAAAGCAGCCAAGAUCAAACGUGAAAGUCUUGUGCAGUUAGAAAUCUCUGCUCCAAUGCAACUUCAUGCCACAGAACUUCCUGCAAAUUUAGUUCCUGUUAGAUCAGCUCCUGACCCUCCAAUGCCCAGUAAUAUAAAACCAAGCCAGGUAAAGGCAGCUCAAGAAGAAAGUAGCAAACCCAACAAAGUAUCUUGGGCUCCAUCCGUCCCAGAAGACAAAAUCAAGACUCCUAAUACAGAUGCAAGAUCAAACAUUAGGGUAAUGUGGAUACCACCAGUUGCAGAGAAAAAUGACACUAACAAAGAGCUUCAAAGAAUAGGCAGCAUGCGUGAAACUCCAGUGACAAUUCGUCCAGCCAUUCCAAAGUUUGGUUCCAUGCGUGCACCCAGACCCAAAAGCUUACCUCCAACGAGGCCCUCGGAACCACCCCCUAGACCUCCCCUUCCUACAAUCCCAGGAACACCAGAGUCAGAGUGUUUCUAUGAUGACUGUCUAAAUAUCCAAGAAGGAAGUGCUCCAAUAGCUGACAUUGAUGAAGACACUUCUCCAUCAGAAAACAUUUAUGCAACUAUUGAUGACAGAACUCCAGAUAAAGAAAUUCCUUUGCAAGAAGUUACAUAUGCACCUCCAGACACAGUUGAUGGGAGGAAAGAGAAGAAAUCUAUAUUCUCCUUUCUGUAUAACAAACCAAAGAAGAAAGCAAAUGAUAAAAACUCACCAGAUGAGAAGACAGCAUCAGAGCCUCUCUACACAAAUCUUGUAGAGUCACCACCUGAUCUUGAAGUGGAUGUAGUGAGUAUUGAAUCUCCACAAGCUAGUGACACAUCACUAUCAGUUAGUCCUCCUUCAUCUGCUUUACUAGAUAGCCAUAGAACAAGUUGUGGUAGUUCAGAAGAUGGUGGAUUAUUGUCAGAAAUAGUUACAGAAUUAUCAACUAGAGAUGCUGAAUUUGUUAGUACAUUAGCUAAGAAGAGAAAUAAAAAUAAAGGUGGAGACCAAGGACCCAAGACUAGCAAAUCCACUAAAGUAGGGUCUCCUACUAGUCAAGAUAGUAAGGUUAAUGCAUCACCAAACACUGAAGCAACAUUACAGCCAAAGACAAGUAAUACAAGUACAGGCUCUAACAAGACAAAUAAUAGUACUAUGAGUAAGAGCUCAUCAUACCCAUGGAGAUCGAAUAAAGUACCUGAUGUGGUGAGAAAAUCUAGUGCUUCUGCUGUAACAUCUCCAAAAGAUGAUGGCUUAAUUUCGAAUAAAUUGCCUAAAGCUAGCACAACAGAUCCAAGUAGUAAUAGUGCAUCAUUUAAACCUGUACCAAGAGGAGUAUUUUCUUAUUUAAAUGCAGGAAAUGCAAAGACUGCAACCACUAUGCCAUCCACAACUUCUCUUACCUCAACAGUAACGCCUGGUACUUUUAAAUCAUCUUCAAGCUUCCUUAAUUCAAAGAUAAGUCAAAAUGUAGUUACAUCAACUCCUACUGUCACCACAACCACACCAAGUACCACCAAUAGCACCAAUACACCAUCAAUGAAUUUAGCUGCAUCAUUGGCAGCUGUUAGGGCAGCAGGGGCAGCAGCAGGGGAGGCAGCAGCAGCAGCAACAUUAGCAGCUGGCAGUAACAAGUCAGUGAAAACUACUAAUAAUAGUAACAGUAAUACAGCUGAACCCAUAAAAUCAAGUUUCAAGGAAAGAGGUGUACCAGCACAAUCUAUUAGCAUUUCAAAAGUAUCUGUAACUAUCCCUACUUCUACAGUCACCACCUCGGCAAGCAUCUCAGCUUCAGUGCCAGCUACUACAACAACUGCUGCAAGAACAGCAACUGUACAUAAAAUAACACCUUCAGCAGUUACAACUAACAUAUCAUCAGUACCACAGCCUAGUAGACCAGUGUUUCCUCCAGACAAAGUGUUAUUCCCACCAGAUAAGGUCAUUACACACUCAAAUAUCACCGAAAAAACAAGCAAAAUGGAAGAGCCUGUUUCAACAGAAACAUCAAGCAACAGUUCAAAUUCUAAGGAGUCUAUUGUAACGUCUUCUGGUGGAAAUAAUGUUGCACGUGGUAGAGGUACAUCUCAAGCCUCUAAAGUAAUAUCACCAGUUUCUAAGCCUGGACGUUUAUUGUCUCCUACUCGAGGUGCUACACCAACACGUGGUACAACACCUUCGAGGAUUACUUCUAAUACUGGCAGUGGUCGUGGAGAAAAGAGCCGCAGUACUACUCCACAGCCAGGGGUAAAGAAGACAACAACAGGAACAGUAAAUAAAGUAGAUCAAAAAGCAGGAAGCAAGCCAAAUGAAAAGUCAGGAACUAAAGCUACUUCAAAAGCAGGGGAUAAGACAGGCAUAAAAGCUGCAGAUAAACAAGUGGAAAAAGCAGGACCAAAAAAACCUGCUGUCAAAUCUAUACCAUCAAUUAGUAAACCUUCAACUGGACAGUCAGCCAGACCAGGAUCAGCUACAGGAAUUUCAAACAUAAAUCGAAGUGGACGGAUAAGCAAUUCACAUGUAGCAUCUUUGCAACAGAAAUUUGAGAAAAAAGAGUCUGAUGUCCAGGAACCAAAGCCAGUAACAAAAGCACCGUCCAGAAAAAGUCAGGAGGUAAAGCCAGCAGUGGCCCCUAAGCCAAAGUAAUUUUUCCUUGCCAUGAUUUUUUAGCUCUCAAAAAACUGUGUUUAGGCCACAUAAAACAUGUCAGAUUUAAGUCCUUGCCAGAAAAAGGAGGCAUUCGUGUCGGCUAAAGACUAUGAAUCCUGACUUUCUGAGCAGCAGGGAUCAUAUUGUAUUUUGACCUGCAGGUCAUUAUUGGCCACUAUAUUGAGUGUAAACAACACCUAAAGUGAACACUUAUCUUGCCACUAGCAUAGCAAGUAACACUGUGAUAACUUAUUGGGACUAGAGUGUAAAUCUUGUGACUGUGGAUAAAAUCCCUCGUGUCUCAUGAUAAUGACUCGUGUGCUUGAUAUUGGCCGGAGUGACAUGAAUACCAACAAGUUUCUCGUGGAGUUUGAAAAAAAUAGUUUACGAAAUGGGGCUUGUUUGUAGGUCUUUUAUUAAUAUACUCUCUGUAAACCAAAGAUAUUUUGUUAUUAUUUAACAGUACAGUAUUAGUUUGUUUUUGUAACUGAGAUUACAUUUUUAAUUAUAAAUAUGUUGGUGCUGUCUGUGAGCUGCAUAUGUCCCUAGUCGGUUUGUGUUGCUUGUAAUUAGGACACAUUUAUUAUUUACAACUGUUUUGAUAAAAUUGCAUUUCCUAGUACUUAUGCAUUCAAGCAUUUCCAUGUAUCCCAGAUGGUGCUCGCAGUUUUAAUUAAUGCUAGAUUUAAAAAUAUAUUGAAGUAAUCUUAACAAGAUUCUCUGACAAAAAUUAUAUAGGGAUCAAUAUUUGAAACAAAACAUUCAUCAGUGAAAUGAUGAAAUUGUAUAAAAGCUUAGGAAUUAUUGCUUUGCAGUAUGCUCAUUUGUUUUAUUGUUAGGUUUUAGUUGUUUAAGUUUUGUCAUUUUUUGGGUUUCUGGAGUGAAGUGUCUUGGUCUGCCUUAGGGAAGACCUGUGUCAUAGCUUAUCAGUGAAGUGUCUUGGUCUGCCCUAGGAAAGGCUGUGUCAUAGCUUAUCAGUGAAGUGUGUCUGCCCUAGGGAAGACCUGUGUCAUGUCAACGUAUCAAUAUAAUACUGUUUAGAUUUGUCAUAAAUAAAUUGGAGUACAUAUCAACUUAAAAUUCAAAGGUUUCAUAAAAUGAACUAAUUACAAAGUUCUAUGGAAGUUUGUUAAAGCUCCAAAUAAGCCAAGGGUGUUAUGCGUGUAUAAUAUUUAUGGUGCAACCCUGUGUUCUUCGGAAAAAAAAUAAUUACAGUAGUCAUCAACAUUUUAUCAUGUAGAGUUAUAAUUGGAAGACAGAUCCAUACAUCACCUAUAUUGAAGUCUCACUAUAUGUGCAGGUCUGCAAGUGAUACAUAUGAUGCAUAUGUACCUUUCUAAAGCCAUGUAAAACACAAAUAGCCAAUCAUAUAUUCUGUUGAGACAGGUGCAUGCACAUGUUCACACACACACACGUACAGGACUUAUAGAUGAACACCAUGUAUUGCUUUCUUUUUUGGUUAAAGUUAGACUUUGAAAAGUUCUUGAAUUUCAGUACAUAAAUUUACCGUGAUAAAUAUUAUACUGUAAUUUGUUAAUUCUGUAAUUUCUCAAAUUACUAAAUGGUGUGGUGCUUCUUUUUUAAUUAUAAUUGUUAUCAUGAGCAUACAGGAGGCUUGCCCUAAUAUCAGAUAGGCAAUACAGUAUUUAUAUUUAAACUAGGUGACACAUUAAGUUUGUUGAAUAUGCUUCCAUAUGUUAAUUUUUAAAUUAGAUAUUCACUGAAAA
This is a messenger RNA of Procambarus clarkii (red swamp crayfish), 7734 nucleotides long. RefSeq lists its product as uncharacterized. Lineage: Eukaryota; Metazoa; Arthropoda; Malacostraca; Decapoda; Cambaridae. The record is from RefSeq and is a predicted model, not a curated record. Gene Ontology annotation, molecular function: metalloendopeptidase activity. Gene Ontology annotation, biological process: membrane protein ectodomain proteolysis.